AGGAUUUAAUUAAACCCACCCCAACCACUCUGCACACAUAGACACACAUUCGCACAAACCUUCUAAUAACAAGGAUGCAGUCAUUAUUCCGGCGUUCACAGGCCAUCAGAGCCGACCACGGCCGCCAGCGGCCCACAUGGGAGGAGCGAGCCAGAGCAGCUUUGGCGGCAGCGCGCGAAGUCGAAGAAAGCUCGGGCGAGUCAGUACCCACACGGCCCUCAGAGGUCAACGCAUCCAAGAGACUGUGCUACGGACCGCGCUACAUUCUGCCAGGAACUCACGACGGCCUAAACGAGCUGAAAAUCCAACAACAGUAUGAAGAGCCCUGCGACGUGCUGCAAAGCAACUUUUCGCUUGACACAGCAUCCCUCCAUAUUCCUCUCUGAUGGUCGAAAACGCAGACUCGCCGAGCGCAGUAACUCAGUCACCAUUUUACACGCUAAUAUUUACUGUCAACUCGCUGGUUCCGCUGACCGUAAAUCUGCACUGGCUAGCCACUGAGGAAUGGAACACAGAAGGAACCGCAGAAAGCGGUUAUCCACGCUUUGUCUCGCGCGUGAACAUCAACCGCUCGUACGCACUGGGUGCUGGCCGCAGCCAGCAGUUCGCGCUGCCAAAAUCCGACUGGCUCGUUCCAAACGAAGAGCCAUAUUGCACACUGCUCUCGCCCGAUUGGCAGGCCCGCAACGGAGCUGUAUCUACUGCCGUUACUUUUAAUGCUGCAAACUCGACGCUCAUUGUUGCAAACUAUUCGCAGUCAUUUUGCGAAGGUGACAUUGAGGAAUCCGGUGGUGGCAGCAACAUCGAGCUAGAUGUUCUGCAGCCGAGAGACCCCCGCUUUGUCAAAAAUGUAAACGAGAUCCAAGAGGUCUCAUCAACCAGCUGCCAAAAGGCGCCGGUAUACGGUCUUAUUAUCGAGCUUAUUGAGUGCCGCCCGGACCAGCAGAGCCCAACCCAGAGCAUUGCACCAGCUAGCCAGAUAUCUUUUAUUGAAUUUUACAACGAAGGGGGCAUGAUGGUCAUUCCGCGCUGCAUCAAGCAGAAGGUCUGUGUCGGAGGCAUACUAUACCUGCAGCACGAGAUAUUUGGGCUCAGAGAAACUAUGGCCAGCCAUGCCAGCUUGCGCAACGAUGAGCCGCCGCAGUGUGCGAUCUGUCUGUCGGACGACCGUGACACUGUGCUACUGCCUUGCCGGCACAUGUGCAUGUGCCGCGAAUGCGCCAACACAUAUCGACAGCAGAGCAACAAGUGCCCUAUAUGCAGAACCGUGGUUGACACCAUCCUGCACAUCCAGAGCAACAAGCAGGACCAGCCGCUUGUCGAAUAAUACAAGUGCUUUUUUAAUUAUUUAUUCAUUUUGAAAGUC
Molecule: messenger RNA, 1366 nt
Organism: Kickxella alabastrina
Lineage: Eukaryota; Fungi; Kickxellomycota; Kickxellomycetes; Kickxellales; Kickxellaceae
Exons: 1
Coding region: 386-1327 (313 amino acids)
Biological process (GO): protein ubiquitination
Molecular function (GO): ubiquitin protein ligase activity
Source: RefSeq, a predicted model, not a curated record